CUGAAAACUCGAGUGUAAACACCCCACAAGGCCCUUCACUCAAAAUGAAGAAAGUAGAGCUCGUGUUUGUUCCUUCCCCUGGGGUUGGUCAUCUUGCAGCAACUUUGGAGAUGGCAAAGCUCAUUGCUAAUAGAGAUGAUCGACUAUCAGUCACAAUCUUUAUCAUGAAGCUCCCAUUUGAGUCGGAGGACAGUAAAACGACUGAAUCAGUGGCUUCUUCGAUUCGUUUUAUCACCCUCCCUCGUAUAGAGAUCAGUUCCAGUUCAUCGACGUCACCGGCCAACUUCUUCACUGAUGUUGUCAAAGCUUAUACACCCCUUGCGAGAGAAGCUGUCCAUGAGCUCAUGACUCGCUCUGGCUCUGUUCGGCUUGCUGGGUUCGUCAUCGAUAUGUUUUGCACCUCCAUGAUUGAUGUGGCCAAUGAGUUUGGGGUUCCUUCCUAUCUCUUCUUCACUUCUAGUGCUGCCUUUCUUGGUUUUGUGCUGCAUCUUCAAUCCCUCCAUGAUCACCACAACUUGGAAAUCACUGAGUUCAAGGACUCAGAUGCUGAGUUGGAAGUUCCGAGUUUUGUCCACUCAGUUCCUGGUAAGGUUUUCCCUUCUGUGGUGUUUGAUAAGGAAGGUGAUGAAAUUCCCAUCCUCCUCCACCACACUCAAAGGUUUAGAGAAACCAAGGGUAUUAUUGUAAACACAUUUGUGGAGCUGGAAUCGCAUGCCAUCAACUCAUUUUCUGGUGAUACAUCCCCUCCAAUUUACCCUAUAGGACCCAUACUUAACACUGAAGUCGAGUCUAGUGAGGUCCAACAGCAAGCUAUUGAGAUCAUGAAUUGGCUUAAUGAUCAACCUCCAUCAUCUGUGGUGUUCUUGUGUUUUGGGAGCAUGGGAAGCUUCAAUGGUGAACAGGUUAGAGAGAUAGCACAUGGGCUUGAGGGUAGUGGGUGUCGAUUUUUAUGGUCAUUACGUCAACCUCCUCCAAAGGGCAAGAUGGAAUAUCCCAUUGAAUAUGGGAAUAAAGAGGAAGUUUUACCUGAAGGGUUUUUAGAUCGAACGACUAAGAUUGGCAAAGUAAUUGGUUGGGCUCCACAGGUAGCUGUCCUAGCCCAUCCAGCAGUGGGAGGAUUUGUAUCUCAUUGUGGGUGGAAUUCUACUCUAGAGAGCUUAUGGUAUGGGGUUCCAACCGCUACAUGGCCAAUGUAUGCAGAACAACAACUCAAUGCGUUUCAGAUGGUGAAGGAUCUAGAAUUGGCAGUGGAGAUUAAAAUAGAUUAUGAUAAGGACAAAGGUUAUAUUGUGAGCAGUCAAGACAUUGAGAAGGGACUAAGGCAGCUAAUGGAUGCAGAUAGUGAGGUGAGGAAGAAAAGGCAGAAAAUGCAAGAGAAGAGUAGGAAAGCCAUGAUGGAUGGUGGAUCUUCGUACUCCUACUUGGGAUAUUUUAUUGAAGACAUGAUGACUAAUGUUCCAUGAAAGAAAAAAAGUGGUUUUUAGUGGAUCAAUUAUUAUAUAGUGAUGUGAACAAGAAAGCUUAAUUAAAGUGUUAGUUCAUGUAAUAUGCUUUACUUGAAUGUCCACCCAAAUAUUGAUUAUUUGGAAGUUGCAAAUUUACGUGUUA
Messenger RNA from Vitis vinifera (wine grape), 1608 nucleotides. RefSeq names its product anthocyanidin 3-O-glucosyltransferase 2. The record is from RefSeq and is a predicted model, not a curated record. Lineage: Eukaryota; Viridiplantae; Streptophyta; Magnoliopsida; Vitales; Vitaceae. The coding region runs from base 45 to 1463 and encodes 472 amino acids. The transcript has a single exon. Gene Ontology annotation, molecular function: UDP-glycosyltransferase activity.